GAAGCGCAAAGUACCGGUUGGCUCCUACUCUGGUUUCUGGCUUCUGGGACGGCCUCGAGUCCGCCGCUGUCUGUCUCCACCUUUGCCCCCCAUCCUAAAAUUUCGAACGCAGCCAUGGCCGCAUAGCCCUUCGCCCCAAGUUCAAACACCUCGCUCUCUCUCUCUCUCUCUCUGCCCGUACACUCGGCGCAUCGCCUCCUCAGGCGGCAACAGCGGCGGCGGCGGCGAUGGAGUUCCAGCAGGGCGGCGGGGGCGGUUGCGGUGGCGGCAAGGCGCGGGACAAGUUCUCGGUCUACCGGAACCCGUCCCUCGCCCGCGCGCUCGCCUCCCGCAGCGUCCGCCCCUCCCUCCCGGUCCUCGUCCUCCUGGCGCUGUCCCCCAUCGCCUCCGCCUCCUCCAUCCUCGUCCUCUCCUCCUGGGAAGGGCAGCUCGUGAAGGUCGCCGGCCGCGUGGGCCUCUCCAUGGCUGCUGCCGUGCUUGUCUUUAGGUUGAUUGAGGCAGCGCUGGGUCUGGUCGCACUUUUUACACUGCCGGCUUUCUUCAGGGCGGUGAUGCUCUACAAUGGGAAGAGGGCACUUGCCAAAGAGGACAAGGUUGUGUUAUCUGAACGCCAACUGGGGCUUCUCGGGUUAAAGAUGACAGGUUCAGAAGCAGGUGGCACCAGUGAGAAAACCAAAAGGCCUCCCAAGGCAAAGCCAUCGACUCCGUCAGAGCCAAUUGUUCCGAUUAGGAGGUCUUCGUUCAGCUAUACGCCAUCUCGGUCUUUAGGGCAAUCAAGGAUUGGUUCCAGCAAUUUGAGCCCUGGUGGUGAGAGACUGACCACAUCAGUGCAAAUAUCACCUUCCACUCCACUACAAAAGCCUAUUUCUUCACCUUCAACCCCAUGGUCUAGGAAAAGCUCAGGCAGUGCGAAGGGCAUACAGACAGAGGCGAUGUUGGAGCAGUUCUUGGCUGGUUUGGACGAAAAUAUUGACACAAUCACAGAUUCAGCCAGUAAGAUUGCAACACCUCCCGCAACCAUUACGAGCUUUGGUGCUGCAAGCCCUGUAUCAGUCAUUACAUCAACCACCCCUUCUGGUGCUGCAAGAAGCACACCUUUGAGGGCUGUGAGGAUGUCUCCUGGCUCCCAUCAGAAGUACAGCACGCCACCAAAAAAAGGCGAGGGUGAGCUUCCACCUCCAAUGUCAUUAGAGCAGGCAGUGAAUGCCUUUGAAAAUUUGGGUGUAUACCCUGAGAUUGAGCAAUGGCGAGAUAAUCUCAGGCAGUGGUUCUCUUCUGUUUUGAUGAACCCACUUGUCCAAAAGAUCAAAACUAGCCAUAUUCAGGUUAAGCAAACAACCGCUACUGUUGGGGCUUCAGUUACUGUUAGCCAGGUUGGAAGUGAUCUUCCAAGCACAACAGCGCCGGUUGGCUUAUCUCCACUUGGUGGGACUAAAGAUUGGCAACCGACUAUCACGGUUGAUGAAGAUGGCAUUCUUAAUCAAUUGCGCACUGCACUUCUGCAUUCCCGUGAUACGCCUGUUGCACAAACCUUUGGCAGUCCACAACAACCACAACAGAAUCCCCUCCUUCCGUCUAUUCAAGCAUGUAUUGAUGCAAUUACGGAGCACCAGAGGCUUAACACACUGAUGAAGGGAGAGCUGAUAAAAGGCUUGCUACCACAGAGUAGUGUCCAUGCUGAUUACACUGUUAAGAGAGUUCAAGAACUUGCUGAAGGAACAUGCUUGAAGAAUUAUGAUUAUAUGGGUCAUGGAGAUGGUUGCGGUAAAUUGGAGAAAAAGUGGAUCAGUGAACUGCCAACUGACUCGCUCCUUCUUCUGUACUUGUUUGCUGCUUUCCUCGAACACCCAAAAUGGAUGCUUCAUGUUGAUCCUACCUCUUACUCUGGUGCCCAAUCUAGCAAAAAUCCUUUAUUUCUAGGAGUUCUUCCACCAAAAGAGAGGUUUCCAGAGAAGUAUGUUGCUUUGAUUUCCGGCGUUCCAGCAGUUAUUCACCCAGGUGCUCUUAUACUGGCUGUGGGCAAGCAGAGUCCUCCGAUUUUUGCUCUGUACUGGGACAAAAAGUUGCAGUUUUCUCUUCAGGGAAGAACGGCAUUGUGGGAUGCUAUCUUGCUUCUGUGCCACCAAAUAAAUGUUGGUUAUGGCGGUGUAGUUAGGGGAAUCCACAUAGGUUCUUCCGCCUUGAACAUCCUGUCAGUUCUUGAUUCAGACAUGGAAAGCUGAAGGACUGCGUGCUGCUUGCCUGAUAUCACAUCAGCAGGAGCUAAAGAUGGUUUUGUAGUUUGUACUUUGAGGAGAUAAAUUAUGAUCAGCCAGUUGCUGAAUGUAAACUAACACCAGCAUGCUUCGAACUAACCUACUGUUAGAUCUGAUUUGUCCUGGUGAAGUGACAGCUGAAUUUGUGCCCCAGGUUGUACUAGUAUCUUGCUUCUUGAAUCGCUCAUAGUCCAAGUUCCUUAAUUAUCACUUAACACAAA
This is a messenger RNA of Oryza sativa Japonica Group (Japanese rice), 2476 nucleotides long. RefSeq lists its product as uncharacterized. NCBI's taxonomy places the organism in Eukaryota, Viridiplantae, Streptophyta, Magnoliopsida, Poales, Poaceae. The record is from RefSeq and is a predicted model, not a curated record. Gene Ontology annotation, cellular component: membrane.